AUGUCAGUCAAAUUCAACGUCGAUAUUCCUUUGGCGGAUUUGAAGGAGCCCGAAAUUUGCCAUGGGGGAUAUGAGCCUUUGAAUCCACGCUCUGAAGUACUCUCAACAGGAAGCUCAACUGCACCCGGAAGACUUAUCCUACCUUGCGAUAUUCUUAUAGAGCAUGAUGUCGCGAUUCCAGUGAGAGACGGCUGCACAUUAUACGCCGAUAUUUAUCGACCUCCGACUGCCCUAGCACGCUCUACUCCAGCAAUUUUGUGUUGGAGUCCGUUCGGAAAAAAGUUUAAUGGAAUAGAGUCUCUACGGCUCAUGACGCCGUGGAAUCUUGGAAUCCCCGAUGGAACACUCAGCGGCCUAGAAAAGUUCGAAGCCCCCGAUCCGGCCGAAUUCGUUGAUCACGGAUACGCUAUCAUCAACGUGGACUCGCGGGGUGCAUUUGACUCCGAAGGAAUAAUGGCAAUCAUGGGGACACAAGAAGCGCAAGAUGGGUACGAUGUGAUCGAGUGGAUUGCUCAACAGUCUUGGUGCAACGGAAAUGUCGGCAUGGCCGGCAAUUCGCAUCUUGCAAUUGUUCAGUGGUUCAUUGCUGCGCUGCAGCCACCAUCGCUGAAAGCCAUUGCACCCUGGGAAGGAUGUGGAGAUCUUUAUCGUGAACAAUUUGCUCGUGGUGGUAUUUACGGUGGCGACCUGUUCGAUCAUCUCAUCGUGAAAUACAUCUUGCGAGGUCGGAAUGGAAUAGAGAGCUUCCGAGACAUGUUUGACCAGUCUCCCCUUGCUAACGACUGGUGGAACGACAAACGACCCGAUAUGACAAAGAUCAACAUUCCUACUUAUAUCACCGGGACAUGGACCAACACAAUGCAUGGCAUGGGCGCCAUUCGAGGCUGGCUAGAUGUCAGCUCAUCGCAUAAGUGGCUUCGCUGGCAUCCGUACCAGGAGUGGUAUGAUAUUUGGGGAAAUCAGGAGGCUCAAGCCGAGCUUCUUUCUUUCUUUGACAAGUAUUUGAAAGGGGUUGAGAAUGGCUGGGAAUCGACUCCUCGUGUACGAAUGGCAGUCCUGAGAUACGGAGAAAAAGCCCCGUUAAAGAAUGUGGUUGAAGAUGACUUCCCACUUCCUCGUACGGUAUACAAAAAGGCUUAUCUCACUGCCAAUGGCGGAUUGACGCUUGACAAAGUCCCCGAGUCAAGUUUGAUCUCCUACAAUUCCGAAGAUGCAACCGAUAUAGCGAAAUUCACCUAUACCUUCACCGAGCGUACCCAGCUGGUCGGUAUACCAAAGGCAAUUUUGUAUAUGCAUUGCGACGAUUUGGAUGACAUGGAUGUCUUUUUGAAUCUGAGUAAGUUGUCUGCUUCGGGAGAGCAACUUCUGAACCUUAACAUUCCGUGGGAAAACCUUCCUGUCUCGAAGAUCUCCGAGAUCCCAGAAGAAAAACGAACAGAGGUCAUUCUGUACCAAGGACCAACAGGAAUACUGCGGGCUUCGAAUCGUGACAUUGAUACAUCACGUUCUAUGCACCCCAAUUGGCCGUUUUACAGCCACGAGAAGCAAGAAAAAGUCCAACCGGGAUCUAUUGUACGACUUGAAAUUGGAAUAUGGGGCAUGGGUGUUGAAUAUGAGGCAGGAGAGAGUCUGCAGCUGCGUAUCAGCGGCUUUUACCAAGGUAUCUCUAACUUCGGCACCAACGAGCAUAUUCAGAACCGUGGAAAGCAUUGGGUGCAUAUAGGUGGGAACUACGAUAGUCAUCUUGUUCUACCUUUUGUGUAG
Molecule: messenger RNA, 1764 nt
Organism: Penicillium nucicola
Lineage: Eukaryota; Fungi; Ascomycota; Eurotiomycetes; Eurotiales; Aspergillaceae
Product: CocE/NonD family hydrolase
Exons: 1
Coding region: 1-1764 (587 amino acids)
Molecular function (GO): dipeptidyl-peptidase activity
Source: RefSeq, a predicted model, not a curated record